CGCGAUGAACAUGUGAACCCGGAUCGUCCUCAUGGAGAGCAUCUGUCCCGAUGAGAAGCUGUCCGGCGGGUAAGACGGAGAAUCUCACACCGAUCGACGGGCAAAGUGACGGCACACAUCGCCAUGAACAUGCAUAUGUGGAUAUCAGCCAUAUGGACUUUCACAACGUUUUUCAGGUCGAUUGAGAUGUUUGAUAUUUACGGGGAUAUAUGUGGAGGCCUGUGUGUGUGUGAAGAGAGAGAGGGUGUUUUCACCGCCAGCUGUGAGAACAGAGGGAUUAGCAGUCUGGCGGAGGUGAUGCCUUUACACUUCACUGCGUAUCAUCUGCUGCUCACGGGGAAUCUGCUGAAGAAAGUCUCGCUUAACGACUUCGUUCAGUACGAGGGACUCAGUAUUCUACAUCUGGGCAACAAUGAAAUAUCAGAGUUCGAAGGUGGUGCGUUUAACGGACUUCAGGGAUUAAAGCGGCUGCAUCUGAACAACAACAAAAUCGAAGCGUUGAAGGACGACACGUUCCUCGGACUCGAUAGCCUGGAGUACCUGCAGAUUGACUAUAAUUACAUCAGCCACGUUGAGCCGAAAGCCGUGAGCGUUUUACGUCACUUAGAGGUGCUCAUCCUCAACGACAACCUUCUCUCCGCUCUGCCGCUCAACCUCUUUCAGUUCGUUCCAUUAACGCAUCUCGAUCUGAGAGGCAAUCAGCUGAGAGUGCUUCCCUACGGCGGGCUUCUGGAGCACUUGAGUCGGCUGGUGGAGCUGCAGCUCGAGGACAACCCCUGGAACUGCUCCUGCGAGCUCAUCCCGCUCAAAGCCUGGCUCGAAAGCAUCUCCUACACGGCUUUAGUUGGAGACGUCGUUUGCGAGACGCCGUUCCGACUUCACGGGCGAGACUUGGACGAGAUCUCCAAGCAGGAGUUGUGUCCUCUGAGAGCAAUCGCCGAGUACGACGUGCGCGCGGAACCGGCUCACGGCGGCGAGAUCCUCUACAGAACCACACCGGCGACUUCGGCCCCGGGCUUCGCCUCCUCCACAGUCCUGCGCGCCACUAAGACCAGCCGACCCCCGGGAAAGCUCCGCGUUAAGCCGACCGCUCGCUCCACCAGCAAACCGCAGAACCACGGCCCGAUGUUAGCCUUCCAGACCAAGUCGCCGGUUCCCCUGGACUGUCCGAACGCUUGCUCCUGCAACCUGCAGAUCUCAGACCUCGGGCUGAACGUGAACUGCCAGGAGAGGCAGAUCGAAAGCAUCUCGGAUCUCGACCCCAAGCCGUACAACCCUAAAAAGAUGUAUUUGACGGGGAACUACAUCUCCGCGGUGUGCAGCUCGGACUUCAACGGCGCGACCGGACUUGAUUUGCUCCACUUGGGAAACAAUCGCAUAUCCGCCGUUCAAGACCGGACGUUCAGCCAGCUCAUACAUUUAAGACGCCUGUACUUAAACGGGAACUUAAUCGAGCGCCUCUCCGAGGAUAUGUUCUACGGGCUGCAAAGCUUGCAGUUUUUAUACUUGGAGUACAACGUGAUUCGGGAGAUUGCGAGCGGCGCUUUUCAACAGGUUCCCAAUCUCCAGCUCCUGUUCCUCAAUAACAACCUGCUCAAGACUCUUCCCCCGGGCGUCUUCCACGGAUUAAACCUCGCGCGAGUCAAUCUACGCGGCAACCACCUCCGCAGCCUGCCGGUCGCCGCCGUCCUGGAGGACCUGGCGGAUCUGGUGCAGAUCGACCUCUUCGAGAACCCCUGGGAUUGCUCGUGUGCCGUGGUGGAGAUGCGGAGCUGGCUGGAGACACUCGGCGCCGGGGUCGUUUUAAACUCCGUCGCGUGCGAAUCUCCUCCGAGGCUCUCGGGCGAAGACAUGCGCUUCAUUCGCUCUUAUCAACUUUGCCCGGAAACCUCAAACGUUCAGUCGUCCGUGGCGUCGCCUUCGGAGGAAUCCGUUCCCGGAAGCACCAUCACUUUAGAGACUUUGGAUUACGACGUGCCGAAUCCCGCGGUUCCACUGUCGGUGCUGAUUCUCGCCUUGCUGAUGCUUUUUAUAUUAUCCGUGUUUGUCGCGGCAGGGCUUUUCGCCGUUAUAGUGAAGCGGCGGAAGAAGUCGGAGCGGUUGGCUUCGGCAAACGCCAGUGCGAUUUACGGCGAUAAGGCCAGAUCGUCGGCAGGCCACGUGUACGAGUUCAUCCCGCCGGCAGCCGAGAGCCUAGCGAAGAAUACCGCCGAGGGAAACGCGAUGGAGAGAUACAGGGACUUCGAAGAACUCAGAGUUCUGGCGUCCAACUCGGAUGACGAAGUCCGGAGCCGAUCCGAGUUCAGCGCGGGAACGCCGGAUACGCUAAACUCACAAUCGCUUCUGGACGACAACUACUUUUACCGCGAGAUCUUGGCCAGGGACCAGCCGGGCUCGUACAGGGGGAGUUUAGCGUGCAAGCACCAGUACUCGGACCAGCAGUACUCGAGUCCCGAGCGGGUCCAGGGCCAGUUCUUGAGUCCCGAGCGGGUCCAGCAAACCGUGAUGUUCUGCCCCCCGCCGGCCGCCGUCUACAUCGAGCCCAGCCGGAGCCAGUACUGGGAGCUCAAAGCCAAGCUGCACUUCGAGCCCGACUACCUGGAGGUUCAUGAGAAACGGACCACUUUCACUCAGUUCUGAAAUAUGUGUGUUUGUCUUCAUUUCCUUUCAAAAAAGAAAAGAGAUAUGAACGUGAAUCUUGUGCACCUCAAAGUUCAAAAGGAAGAAAAGUUGUUGUUUUGAUAUUUUGACGAUUCUAUAUUUGUAAUGAUUUUCAUUAUUUUCAUUAUAAUUUGCUGAUAUUUAUUACUAUUAUUUUUAUUUACGUUGUUUGAAUGCAUUGUGACAUUAUUGGCUGGAUAAUUAAGCACAUUUUCCCUUAAUUUCCACAAUUGUACUAUAUUUUAAUUCAAUAAUGUUUUUUAUUUCAAUAAAUAUAUACAUAUAUUAGGGGAUUUUAUGGGACUAAAUUAUAUUUAUAAAGUAAUUACCCCCAUUUAUUCACUUUUUGAACUGAAACUGGUGAAUCUUGAAUGCUUUGGGUCACAGAAGGAAGUUUGCUCUCUUUUUGUGGAAGUGAAAAAAGUUAACUUAGUUAUAAAAAUAUACAUUAAUUGUUGUGAAAAAUACAUUUGAAAUAAAUGUUUUUCCUAAGUACGUUUCACUCUAAAACUGAGAGAAACUCAAAACCACAAAUCUAAACAAGUUGUGCUCCAAAUAUAUUGAGGUUGAUAUCUCAAAAAAAAAACCAUUUUGGUCAAAAAUGACAACUUUUUUAUUGCUUAAUUUUUUUUACGGUCACCAUAGAGCAAAUCUUAAUGAUCCUUUUUUCUGUUGUCAUUUUUGCUUUUUAAAUUUUGGGGUGAUCUGUGAGAUUCACCAUAUUCUCUGAUGCAUAUCUUAUUCAAAAGUGUUAUUACAUACUUCAGUAUCCUGAGUUUAAUACGUCGUUAGGUGGAUGGAUGAUUUCUCUGUGUGAAUAUAAAAGUGACACUCGUCUUAAAGAUGUAAGUUAUUUAUCAUUUCUAAGCACUUGUGAGCAAAAGGGACAAUCGGUUUGUUGUGUUCUUAUUUGUGUGUACACAUAUAAAUCAAACUGGUGGACUUGCAUAUAUCGAUUCUGGAGAUCUUUGCACUUUUUUUUGCCUAAAUUAAUACUAAGGAGAUUUUUUGUAACAUUUAUAUUGACUGUCUUGUUUAAUUAUGCUGGAAAAGGGUGAAAUGUGUUUUUAUUGAUUUUUUUUUUCCGAGUGUGUACAUGAUCUAAAAGGCAUAUGCAUUCAAAGCACAAAGUGUACAGUAUUUACCCUCCAGUUGCUGUGCAAUAUUGUAAAGUCCCUUUAAGUUUGUCCGCCCACGCCGGCUAACACGAAUCUCCACGAGAGCCGGCGACGACUGCAGGGAAACCGUGAGCCAACCCCUUCAUCGCUCUGAUGUGUGACUCAGUGAAGGAAACAACAGCCCGAGCCUCUUUUACACAAGGGUUUGUUAUUCAGCAAAUGCCAAUGAAAAUUUCAUGCAGGGCUUCAGGCGAGAGAGUCUGGAGAGAUUGUUAUGCAAAAACAGCAGUCGCUGCAGAACAUCAGUGUUUCUUCUCAUCUCUGUAAAAUACUGCAAUUGCUGACAAUUAUUUCAUGCUUUUUUAAAGUCUUUGUCAUGACUAUAUUGUGUGCAAAUUGAAUGAAUCUGUUUUUGCACUGAAGUUUUGUCUUCAGCAUCCAUAUGUUCCUAAAUAAACCUCUGAAUAAUAAUUGUCUGAUAA
Molecule: messenger RNA, 4261 nt
Organism: Pimephales promelas (fathead minnow)
Lineage: Eukaryota; Metazoa; Chordata; Actinopteri; Cypriniformes; Leuciscidae
Gene: slitrk5b
Product: SLIT and NTRK-like family, member 5b
Biological process (GO): axonogenesis; positive regulation of synapse assembly
Molecular function (GO): protein binding
Source: RefSeq, a predicted model, not a curated record